Molecule: messenger RNA, 2135 nt
Organism: Rhodofomes roseus
Lineage: Eukaryota; Fungi; Basidiomycota; Agaricomycetes; Polyporales; Fomitopsidaceae
Product: FAD/NAD-P-binding domain-containing protein
Exons: 11
Coding region: 426-2105 (559 amino acids)
Molecular function (GO): flavin adenine dinucleotide binding; N,N-dimethylaniline monooxygenase activity; NADP binding
Source: RefSeq, a predicted model, not a curated record
GCCGCACUCAAGGCUCUGGUUGAGAUUUUGAAACGUUAACAUCCCAUUGUCUCUUUCUCCACGUGGCGCUGGAUCUAGCUCACUCGCAGUGCUCAACGUGUCGACCCCUCUAUAGCGUUAGUAAAGCGGCGCUGUUCGGUCCCGAUGCUUAUUCGGGCGGUUUGUCCGCUUUCAGUUCAACUCAUGUUUGGCGAGAGCGUUUGAUCCAUUUCUUCCGAGUGAUUGCGGGCCGCCUUCGUCACUUAUAAACGUGGGCCCUUCCUCGCAGACAGAACACGACACCCUGGCUUCUACUGUCGCUGCCCAAUCCGACGGCAUAUCAACUCCUUCAGUGAUACAUAGCCUCUCGACCCCGGGAGGAUCGAAGUAACUCCGCGUGGGUAGCGCAAAAUCUUGUCCCUACUCAUACAUCAAACCUCUUCGCCAUGAUUCAACCGACUUUCACUAGGAUCGGAGUGAUCGGCGCGGGUGCUGCAGGCCUGAUUACUGCUCAUACGCUGCUCCGUGACGGCUUUCAGAACGUCGAGGUUCUGACGCGCGACGAGAGUCCGGGUGGUGUUUGGGCGGCCGAGCGCGUCUACCCUGGUCUGACGAUCAACAACGUGCAUGGCGAGUUCAGGUUCUCGCCUUUACCGAUGCCUCCACCUGCGGACGCGGCCGCCACCGGUGGACGCCUCUCUGGCGAGGACAUGCGACUGUACAUGGAGACAUUCGCUUCUAGGUUUUUGCCUGGGAAGAUUAAGUAUCGCGUAGAAGUGCUCAGGAUACGACCAUCAGACACCGACGCUUGGACAGUCACUGUCAGACAUCUGGGUUCAAACAGCGUUGACGACAUUGUAUACGACAAAAUCGUGCUAUGUACUGGGGGGUGCAGCGCACCGAGGAUACCAGACGAACUGACACCCGAGAAGGCGAAGUCUGCGUGCUUCUCGGGCCCAAUUCUGCACUCCUCCCAAUUCGGUUCGAGGCUUGCCGACGUCGUCAGCGCAGGCAAGACGGGCGACGUCGUCAUCAUCGGGGGCGGAAAGUCAGCGCAAGACAUCGCGGCGUAUCUCGCGCGGCGCGAUAUCCCUGUCUCUAUGGUCUUUAAGACGACGGAUGCUGUUCUGGCUACCCCUGUUCCGUACCCUGCUGCUAUCAGGAAGAGCAGAUUCUUGUCUGUGUUGUCCCCGCACGCGGAGUUGCUCACCGGUCUGGAACGCUUCCUCCACACCACCUGGCUUGGUUCGCUGAUCGUACGCGGCAUGUGGGCGCUUCUGACUUGGUCCUCAUUCUGGGUGCUCUCCGUUCCGCGUGGUUCACCCUUGAGAAAUGCGCCAAACCCACUCUGGACGGUGCGGACGAACGACGAAGGCACCGGCAGAAAGGAUGGCUUCCAUGCAUUGGUCAAGCAAGAAAAGAUCAAAUUACUCGCACCUGCCCGUGCUGUGGGAUACGGUGCGGAUAGCCGGUCGAUUCUUCUGGACAACGGCGGCAAGGUUCCAGCUGCUGCUGUAGUCCUAGCUACGGGCUUCACAUCGUCCUGGAGUGGUGUAUUCGAUGAUACAACUAUGAAUGACCUCGGUCUUGGCCGAAUCGUCGGAGGCGUAGCCCCACGCGGAGAUCAUCAUUGGAACUAUACCACCUUAGCUAGGUCGUCUUUUAGCCCCAACGAUGGUGACAAACGGGGACCAUCACUAUACAGGGGGAUCGUCCCAGCGAAGAACAUACUCCGCAGAAAUUUGGCCGUCAACGGCGCAAUUUACACCACAAACAACGGCUACAUCCACGAAGUCACCGCAAACUGGAUCUCUUCAUACUUCCUCGAGGACAGCUUCCUGCACCUCCCCUUGUCUCCGGAGGGAGCGGUUGCGUGGACAAACCGCAACGCUGCUUGGCUUCGCCAGCGCUACCCGGAUGCUCUGUCGUAUGCCAACGAGAGCUACAGCGGGGAUGUGGCAUUCUGGAGUUGGCCUCAGCUUGCCGACGGGCUGCUUGCAGACAUGCAGCUGCAGACGAUGAGAAGUGGGGGGAAUGCCUUCACGUGGCCGUUCAAGGUAAUUGACCUUGAUGAAAUCAAGCAUCUCCGUGAAGAGCGUGCUGCACUGAGAGCUCAGGGUAGCUGAGCACACAAAUUCACCAUGCGAGACGUGAAG